AUGUACGACUGCUCAUUCAAGAAGAACAAGAAGGAAUGGAUACUCGACAUGGGGUUCGACCCAGAGCGAGUCGACUGGGCACUUUACGCCACUAAGAGUGCAGGUCUUCAGCCAGCUCUAGACCAUCUCGAGGCGAACCAGGACGGUCCAGUCCCGACCGACUACAAGUCUGCCGCGCCCGCCUCCGGCUCGGGCUCUGCCAACGCUGGCCAUGACUACGACGAGGAAGAUGAAGCUGCAUUGGCAGAUCUGGUCUCCAAGAAGGGUCAGCAAGCCGCUGAUGAUGCUGUCAACAAUGUCGGUGAAGCCAAGUCGAUCAAGUGCACCGACUGCGGCAAAAUCUUCAAGUCGCCCGCCUUCGCCUCCUUCCACGCCGAAAAGGCGGGACACACCUCGUUCGAGGAAAGCACCGAAGAGAUCAAACCGCUCACCGAAGAAGAAAAGAAGGCCAAACUCGAAGAGCUCCGCAACAAGCUCGCACUCAAGCGUGCCGCGCAGUCCAAGAUCGACGCCGAAGAAUCCAAAGCCAAUGAAAAGAUCCGUCGCAAGGCGGGCCAAGACCUUACCGAGGUCAAGGAAGACAUGAAGCGCAAGGAGCAGAUCAAAGAAGCCGAACGCAAGCGCAAGGAGAAGGCGGACGACGCUGCGUUCAAGGCCAAGAUCAAGGCUCAGAUUGAAGCUGACAAGCGCGAGCGUGCAGCAAAGGCUGCGGCGGACAAGGCGGCGAGGCAGGGUGGGGUGGAGCAGGUGGUGGCUACGCCUGCGAGUGGGCCGAGUGCGGCGGCUUUGGCGGCGAGUGCGGGUACGCAGGCUAGCAAGAGCUCGGCGAAUGAGGCGAGACUGAGAGUCAGGGCUCCCGGUGGCACGUGGAUGGGAACGCUGCCUGCGGAUGCCACUCUGCGGGAUGUAGAGGAUAAGAUCAGGGCUGAGGGCAAGGAUGGCGGCAGUGGACAGCUCAAGGCGUUCCCGAGGAAGUUCUUUGAUGCAAACGACGCAUCCAAGACUCUGCGCGAGCUCGGCUUGCUGCCCAAUGCUGCGCUCGAAGCAGUGGCGCAGUGA
Messenger RNA from Pseudozyma hubeiensis SY62, 1059 nucleotides. RefSeq lists its product as hypothetical. NCBI's taxonomy places the organism in Eukaryota, Fungi, Basidiomycota, Ustilaginomycetes, Ustilaginales, Ustilaginaceae. The record is from RefSeq and is a predicted model, not a curated record. Gene Ontology annotation, molecular function: protein binding. The transcript has 5 exons. The coding region runs from base 1 to 1059 and encodes 352 amino acids.